This is a messenger RNA of Amorphotheca resinae ATCC 22711, 2037 nucleotides long. RefSeq lists its product as hypothetical. NCBI's taxonomy places the organism in Eukaryota, Fungi, Ascomycota, Leotiomycetes, Helotiales, Amorphothecaceae. Bases 1 to 2037 code for a protein of 678 amino acids. The transcript has 2 exons. Gene Ontology annotation, molecular function: protein binding. The record is from RefSeq and is a predicted model, not a curated record.
AUGGCUUCACAUUCCGGCUUGACUGUAGACGAAUUCCGCCUUCUGUCCUGGACGCGUCCUGAACUCUCGAGAAACACGAUCCAACCCGAAUCGUUGGAGAGGCAUUGUCCACUCGACAACGGCAGACUCGAAGGACACCACACGGUCUCGCCGUCCAACAUUCAGGUUAGGCUAUUUGACACCGGGGAUCUGCGAGCUCUUCCCCUGGAGAUUGCCUAUCUGAUUCUCAGCUUGCUUGACUUGAGAAGCCUAACAGACUUCAGAGCUGUUAGCUGGGGAUGCCGCGCUCUCGUUGACAGUCUGCCGCAAUACAAAGCAAUAAUCCAACACGCGCCAAAUGCAUUACGUGCGUUAUUAUCCACCCAUAUGGCUGUUCACUUCACUACCCCAAACCUUUUCGAAGCCCUGUGCACACAAGUUUGCUUCGGUUGUGGACAAUUUGGACCUUUCCUCGACCUGUUUACUUGUUAUCGAUAUUGCUUGGCCUGUGUCAUCGAUUCUAAUGACCUAUUGUCUACACCCAUAUCUACGGCCAAGCGGGAGUUUAAUCUAACUUCGAGAAUGAUACGCACAUUGCCUACAUGUUUAAGCCUCCCUGGCCAAUAUACCGAGAGUGAAAGGACAUAUCAGAGACGAAUCUCUUUAGUACGGGUACAAUCAAUCAUGGCUACUCGAACAGCGCAGCCGGAUCACCAUGCAUUAUCACGCCGCAGACAAGGACAGCUGGGCACAUCUCUUCUACAACCAUCGAUACAGCAAGCGCCUCAACGAUGGGAUGGUCAUGGGCAGAAUCCAUAUCGGUUCAUGCCAAUGAAGCGCAGAGUGAGAUUCCCAAACAUCCACAUCUCACACACCCAUAUCUCAAACGCCCCCAUUUCUGCCCGUCUGACUCUGUCUUACUGCCAAUACAAUAUCGUAAUGGCUCAUCCUUUCGAGGGUUUGGGUAUGCCAUCAAGUCCACCAGCAUCCAGCAAUAAUUUGAGCCAAGCUCUACAAAGAACUCUCUCCAAAGGUUUCCCACAUUGGGGUAGCUUCGCGGGCAAAGCUGUUCGAGCAACUUUCACAAUAAAGAUGGACGGCAACUAUGAUUACUUCUACACUUCUGACGAUCCCGACGAGCUUUUCGAACUUGCGCAGGGAUUUUUCGAGGAGAUCCAGAUCAUGGCUGCAGCAUUGUCAGAAAACCAAGCUAGUGCAUAUGGAGAAUUCCUAACCACUGCAUUUGCGGAACUCAUUUUUGGCUCUAAUCUGAUUGAGAAUGCAGGCUUGGGUCAUGAUGUUACCAUCCGUAUCUGCAAAGUAAUUUUUGAGGGCAGAAUCGAACCAUCUACUAUCCAGCUCCGGGACGAUGAAUACGAACAGGCCUUGGAAGAACUCAAGCUUCGCCACCUUGAGUCAGAUCACAGCACAGUCAUCCGCUCUCGAGCUGAGAUUGUUCAGCAUGCCCUAGCAUUGAAAUACCUUACGACGCACAUGAUCGAAUUGAAUAAGCCUCUUUCAGAAGAACUCCUUCUACAAACCCACGAGAUCCUUACCGAUGGCAUUGAUGGACCAGAUGGAGAUCAAUCUGCAACAUACUCGGGGAUCUACAGAACAGAGGUGGUGAUUGCUGGGUUCUCGAACUUCACACAUCCGGGACAGAUUCACUCCGCUAUGAGAGCCUUGGUUGCGGACUUCAAUAACGACAUGAAAAGGGCGGAGGAAAAAGGGGAGUUGGAUCCAUAUUAUCUCGCGGCCAAGUAUUGCCACAAGUUCGUUAAUAUCCAUCCAUUCCUCGAUGGCAAUGGUCGUGUCUGUCGACUCUUGUUGAAUGCGAUAUUAUUGAAAUACGCUGGCAUCGUGGUUGUUCUGGGUGAGAAGGAGCAAGAGCGUGAGACAUACCUGGAGAUUGCAAGCAGAGGAAGCAUGGAUGAACAGGUACCAGAGGAUGAGAGAUCCAGAGUACCUUGGGGAGGUUUAGCCUCAUAUGUCAUCAAGAAGGGUACGAUGAAGAUGGAAGCACUUAGAGAUACGCUGAAGAUGGCCAGCAAUGCUUAG